UAGCUAUAGAAUGGUUAUGUAAUGAACGUUUUUCUCCUCCCCACAGACUGUGCUGCAGGAGUGGUCGAGGGCGCUGCACCUGGCCACCGAGGGUCUCAUCUUUCUCAGAUCAGCAACUAUCGUCUUGCCUUCUGAGUUGUCAGGCCGCUCGUGCAGCCCACCCAUGUCCCCAGACCCCCCGCCACCGCCCACUCAGGCGCCGCACAUCAGGGUGGCGCCGCCCCACCUGGUGUUCGGGGAGGCGCCCUGGACGCAGCAGAGUGAAGGCUGCGGGCGAAAAGGAGAUUUUAUCCAAUUCGGAGUCGGGUUUUUGCAAUCAGCAAAUACUUCCGCCCAUCACGCCACACGGGCCGCCGGCGUCCUCGUUGGAGAGUGGGCCAAGUACCGCUGGGGGCUUUUCUCCGAGACGGGCUAUCCGGGGGACCAACUGUACCUGGCAUGGUAUCGUCAGGGGAUGCGCUGGACUGCCACCGUAUGCACUGAUGUGAGGGGCGGUCUUCCCACCUGCCCCGUUGACCACCCCCACCACUGCAACGAACCCAUCACCGCCCAUGAGAACGCCACCUCUUCCCUGCUCUCCUUCCCUCAUCUGCCCCAGGUGACCAAAUUCUGCAACAGUCGAACCCACAACAAGGAGGCGCCGACGAAGCAGAACGCCCUGUGUGGAGGACGCUCGGCCUGGGAGGUUAUGAAGGAACACGAGGACUUCAGAGACAGCGAGCGGAGCCCCAGCCUCGCCCAGCCCCCGCCGCCGCCCGUGCUGCACUUCAUCUGGCAGCCGACGCAGAGGUUCGUCCUGCUGGUUGAGGACACCGCCGUCAUGAACGUUCAGCGUCGCUGGGAGUUCGUGCGGAAGGCGGUGCGUCGUGUGGUGGUGUACGACCUGCCGAACGGUGCCGAAGUGGCGGUAGUGGUGUUCAACGCGAAGGAUAAAGCAGCGGCUCCUCUCUCAACAGUGCUGGAGUCGACAACCUCAGACCUGCGUGAGAGAGUGGGGUCGUCGCUGCCGAGGAACCCGUCGAACGUAGGGGAGAGCCAAGCCUGCAUCCCCUGCGGCAUCAAGGGAGCCAUCAACGUUCUCAAAGAAGGAGGAGCCUCGCCACAAGCUGCCAACAUAGUGCUGCUAACGAGCGGCGGCAAGGGGCGGAAGGCACAAGUGGAAGAUGUGCGUCGUCUGGUCCAUAAGUACGGCCUGAGGCUCCAGUUGGUGCUGUACCCCCUUGCGGAGCGCCCUGGCUUGCCUGCUCCCCCGCACGCCCUGGUCCCCGUAGCCAGGGAAUCCGGGGGCCGCGUCUUCACCGUGAUGGACGAGGGCGUGGGGAAUGACUCCAAGGUGAGCAUGCUGGUGUCGCUCAUGGAGGCUCUAACCGCCGCCGUCGCUGCGGGCGGGGCCACCACCCCCGUGCUCAUUCACAGCGCCACCUACCAAGGAGGCAUUGCGUCCCUCAGCACAGGGACAUUUUCCCUCGAUGACUCCCUGGCGGCCAACGCUCGCUUCGCCGUCUACUACUACGACCUGAACCACGUGGGCAACACCAUCCACCUCACCUCACCCUCGGGCGCCACCUUCGCCUCCGUCAACAUGCAGGAAGAAGACGGCGACGUCAACAUGAUCUUCGUUAAUCUGCACAACGCUGAGCGCGGUGAGUGGCUCUACAAGGUGGAGAACCGAGCCGACUCCCACCAGGCGCUCCACAUCCAGGUGACGUCACUGCCCAGCGCCAACAAUGACGUGAUGGUGCGCGUGUGGACCAAUCAGGACUCCCAGACUGUUAUCGACGUGGAGGAUCACCGCCCCAUUAUUAUUUAUGGAGAAGUCAAGCUUCGCGGCGCAGCGGUGAUAGACGCAGCUGUGAAGGCGAAGCUGCAGCGGCUCGGCACGAAUGCAACGGGCGGCACGUACCCGGAGAUCCACGUGCCCCUGCUGGACCUGGGUACUGGCGACCCCGACAUCACUCGCGGGGACGGUGUGUACUCCCGCUACGCCCCCCCUCUGGACGGCCCCGCACGCUACGCCGUCGAGCUGUCUGUGGAUGCAGGUCAAGCCGUGCUUGCUGUCGCUCAGACCCACGAUCACGACGUGCGCCACCACCGACACUCGUUUACCAAGGAGCUGGCCUUCGGAAGCUACGGGGACAACAUAUCCUGCUGUGGGAGCGUCGUGCCUUACGCUCGCUCUCGUACUCGUGAAUCACCGCCCUUCACACGCCAGGUUACGGGACCCACGCUCGACAUCCGCAAGGAGCACGUGCUUAAUAGAGACCUGAUUGCCCCUGCCAAAAUCAUGGACUUGGUGGCCUGGGUGAACCGUUCCAGUGGCCUCGUGGUGUUGGAAUGGACCGCAGUGGGUGAUGACAGAGACUGGGGCCGCGCCAGCUCCUACGAGGGGUACGUGGCGUCCAGCAAGUCCCAGGCUGCCCUCAAGUGCACUGGGGAAAGGAUCCGUGGUCUGCCCGGCCCGUCCCCCGCCACGCACAAAGAGAAGGCUACUGUGGCCCUUGUUGUCCACGAGAAGAAGGUCCUGUGGGUGUGCAUGCGGGCGGUGGACAGACAAGGCAACAAGGGACCUGCCAGCAACCCUGCGGCGCUGUGGCUGCCUCGCCCUCCCUCCACGGACCAGGUCACCAUCAGGGCGCGAGGACCAGGCAUUGGCGGCUAUGGCUCGGAUGCAGGCAUGGUGGGCAGCGAGAAGGCAGCAGUAAUCAGUGGCUGCGUGGGCGGCCUCCUCCUGGUUGUGUUCUUGGUGGCCACCUACUGCUUCUGUUUGCCUUCCACCCUCAAGCGGCGCCUCAACAGACGGCGGCAACCUCCUGAAGAUCCUGAGAAGGCCGCCACCAGCAUGGUCAACGGCGGAAGUGUUGUGGUCAAGUCGACUUCUCGCGGCAGCGUUCUCGUCAAUCCAGAUCCCGAGCCGUCGCACAGGGACACGACUGACCUGACGGGCACUCCACCUGAGAACAGGAACCUCCCAAGCAGGACACCAGAACCACAACCCGCCCUGUGCGAAUCAGUGCGGAUGGAGCAGGGACCGCCAUCUUCCCCUUCUCGUCAAAAUGGAGAUGGCGAAGAUCUUCAAGGAAUCAGGGGUCUUUCCAUGUCCAUUCCUGAUGUGACCAAGGUGGAACGAAACUCCCACCUGAUGGACGACAAGCCCAGCCUGCCCCACGUACCCGCUCCCCAGUUCUACACCCUUGGUCGCCACACUCGCUCCGCCAACCGCAGCCCUCUACGCGGCCCCAACGGCCACGUCUACGAGCAGACCGAGAUGAGCCCCUACGAGCAGCAGCAGCAGCAAAUAAGGUACUCCGUGGGCGCUCCGCAAUAUUUCAGCGUCGUCCGUCCACAUCAAAAGUCGGCGUCGCAAGAGACUUACAGCGACGACGAUACUCACUUCUCUGACCAGCUGUUGUGCGAUGACCGGGGCACCUCUCCGCCUCCACCGGCCCCCGCCGACCACACGCACACUUACAGCAACAUGCACAGGCACUCUGCUGCACUCUUAUAGGAUGUCCUCUCGCGACAUGUUCUCAGUCACGACAAACUCAAUUGGAGGUGCUCAGUGUGAGAAAAAGGAAGGCAUAUGUACAUAAUGUGAUGAAAGAUACAAUUGACAAUCACUAAGGGUGAUGUCACCACAGCGGACACGAUGAGAAAACUUGUAUGCUGGUGUCAGAAUGUGGUCCUGUGUUCCGAUGAACCACAGAAGAGAAAUCUUGUUGGAAGGACAUCGGUCAUAUCAUUAUACAGUAUCCUUCGUUAGAUGAUACGCCAAGUGUAUGUUACAGUUCCAUAUCGUGGAUGUGCUGAAGUGAUAUUUGCUCAAGCUGGCGGAGACUGCCAGCUCAGUCACCUGUGCGAGUGGACUACCCAUCCUUGCCGUAUGAGUUUUGCCAAGACUAAUGUUAAACACAAGUUGUCCACUUUUCUAUGUCUCAAUUUUUUAUUGGUAUUUUCCUAUCGUGAAAAAAGAAAAAAAAAAUGUGUCGCUUGACAACCAGUCAUUUACUCUCGAAACUUUGUUUCAGAUUGUCUUGUCGCUUGCUAUUUGGACGCUCCCAAAAGUAUUUGCUAUUCUGUGUAUAAUUAUCGUCAUUAUGUCCUUGAUAUUUUUCAUUCCUAGCUCCUUCUUUGCCUUUUGCCAUUUCUUUUCAUUCUUUUCCCACUUUGUCAAAAUCUGAGUCAACAACACAUGAAAAUCUUAUCAUUAUCACAAGGAAAAUGCUAUUUGCUGAUGUUUUUUUAAGUAGUAUACAUUUUAUACAUUUUUUUUUAUUCUCAAUUCAGACACAAAUCUGUUUUUUUUUUUUUUAAUUAGUAUACAUUAUAUACUUUUUUUUUUUCUCUCUCUCUCUAUUCAGACAAAUCUAAGAGCGGGUAACCAGUUGCUAUGGAUCACUGUAUUCGUUCACUGUCAUCCGAGUUUGAGCGAAUCACUGUGUCGCUGCGUGGCCUCCUCCCUCCUCCACACCUCCCUUGCGGUGACGCACAUGGGCUGUGUGGUAGAAAAUAGAGGGAUCGGUUUUGGAAAGUAUGAUAUGGAACAAGGCGAAAAAAUCUUUCGACGUUUUUUAAUCAUUAAUAAAGAUUGAUGAGGGUGGAGCAGCGAGGUGACAUGGAGCAACAAAUGAUGCUUUGAUGGGAGCAACAGAGGAGACCAGUGAUUGGGGUCCAGCAGAGUGAGCAGCUAAUGGGAUCGAUCACAAGGAAACAUCUUUUGUUUGAAAAUCGACAUUUGAGGCGAAAGGAGGCCAGGUUCAUCCACGCCAGGACACAGUCACCGUCAUUCCAGAAGACAAUAAAGGCAAACUACGUGACUUGGAAGUUGCGCCAGAGAACAGUGACAAAGUGAUAUCUUGAGCAUCUCAUGAUUGCACAAAGUACGCAUAUUCCUAUAACAGUUAUGAGGACAUAUCAGUGUUAUACAUACAUAUCAGUAACUUUAGCUGUUCAAUGUAGCAUAUACUUACGUUGACUGUGUCAUUGUUGUCUUAGUUGUAAUUGUUUCUGUUGAGCAUCACUGCGGAAAGAGGCGGCGGUCCGCUGGCCAGGUGGCGUGGCCCGCGGCAGGUCAGGGCACCCAGAAAUGACCUUCGUAGUGUUUACUGUACUUGUAGUCUUAAUGAAAGACCUUUUUACACUCAAGUUUGUACACCUGUGAUGUAGUUUAUUUGGUGUUGUGACGACCCGCAGCGGUGUCCAGUGACGCCCUGUGAUGGAGGUCGAAUGUGGUGUAGUGUUAAGAGUCACUCUUGCAGUGAUUAUAUUCUCAAGUCUCAUGUUCUUUUGAGAAGUAACAUAGUUUAUCACCAACUUGUUCCCUUAAUCACAUCUGUAUGGGAGUAUAAGGAAAAGAUAUAUUGACACUGGGGAAGACUGACCACUGAGAUACAGUAGAUAAAUCUUUCAGUCUUACCAGCCACCGUGUAGACAAGGACCAACAUCACACCCUCACCUAGCCUCGCCAGGAAUGGAAAGCAACACUGACUAAACGAAACAGUAAAGUUUAGACAUGGCUAAAGUUCAGUCACACACACACACACACACACACACACACACACACACUUUUGCAAUUUUCAGAAUUAUAAUUAGAAUUUUUUUCCAUUGACAUGGAAUCAGUAAAAUUUAAGUACAAGUACAAUGAACAUGUAUUUUGUAUUAACCCCAAAAAAUAUCAACUGAUAAACUUUUUAACUUAACAUGGCCAGUGCCAAAAUGUGCGGUAGGGCGUGCCGGUGUGGUGGAGGCAGUGUUGCGGGUGUGUGUGGCGCGGGAAGGCUCCUCGAGGCACCUUCCGCCACACCUCGCAUCUUGCACCCUUUAUAUAUAUAUAUAUAUAUAUAUAUAUAUAUAUAUAUAUAUAUAUAUAUAUAUAUAUAUAUAUAUAUAUAUAUAUAUAUAUAUAUAUAUAUAUAAUGGUGUUAAUGCGUAUAAUUUGAUACUUUCUGCAUAUAGUAUGCCGUAAGGUUAGAUAAUGUACAUAUGAAAGAGUGAACGUUGAUACCGUCGUGGCAUAUACAGUAUAUUACGUGACAGUAUCACUAUAUAAAUAAAUACUCCAAAAAUACUCUUCGCGCAACACUUUUGUACAUAUAUUUUUGUUUCAGUCCCAGACAUCGACAAUCGGUGGCGGCCAGCAGAGAACGUGGCGUGGUAGUGUGUGUGUGUGUGCGUGUGUGUGUAUGUGUGUGUGUGUGUGUGUGUGUGUGUGUGUGUGUGUGUGUGUGUGUGUGUGUGUGUGUGUGUGUGUGUUAUUGUGUUACACUCGUGUA
Molecule: messenger RNA, 6269 nt
Organism: Scylla paramamosain (green mud crab)
Lineage: Eukaryota; Metazoa; Arthropoda; Malacostraca; Decapoda; Portunidae
Product: calcium-activated chloride channel regulator 2-like
Exons: 14
Coding region: 164-3505 (1113 amino acids)
Source: RefSeq, a predicted model, not a curated record